CUCUGUGCUACCUUAUGUGAUUGCGCCCUCUGUAAUUGCCUUAACAAAAACACGAUAGACUCUUCUGUCUCUCUGGACGCUAGCUAAUUUCUGUAUUUUUUUUCUUCAGAGAAGUAGCUUGAUGAGAGCUGUGGGAACUGGCGCCAUUGGCUGCUGCUUAUCACCAUCUUUAGCAUCUUCACGCUUUCGAUGAAACUCCAGUUCACGUUGUGUUUUAAUUCGGUGUUGUUGAGGGUGAAGAGAAGUGUUGUGUAUCCAUAUAGUACCUCUAGGUGUUUAUGAUACAAUCCCGGGAGGUGGAAUAGGCGUGUCUACAAAUUGUGUGGGAUUGAUAUCAUGGCUGAAGCUAAGUCGGAUAUCAGUAACAGCACGAUGAGCAUUGACUCGAACAUGGAUGACCAUAGAGGGCGCUAUUGUGCAAUAUGCUACCAUCGCUUCUCCUGCAAAGGCAAGGCGGUACCACGUAUAUUAGUGUGCGGACACAGUUUUUGCACAGCUUGUUUAGAAAAACUGAUAGGAAAAGUUGCAAGGGGCUAUGUACGUUGUCCAUCGUGUAAGACGGAUACCAUUGUGUCCGGCUUCUCCAAUGAUGUUGAGAGACUUGCAAAGAACUUUGCUGUCUUGGAGAUAUUGGAAGGUCUUGAUGAUGGCGACAAAAGCAGUGCAAACACAACAAAUCCUAUACUAGUAUGCAAUAUUCAUGAACGAGAACCAAAGAAGGUGUACUGUCUGACUGACAAUGAGAUAAUUUGCAUAUACUGCCAGGUGUAUGGGGACCAUGAAGGGCACGAGUGCCAACUUAUCAGCACGGCAGCGGAAGAGGGCAGACAGGUUCUCAAGCAGUUGGCCGAGGAAAUUAUGAAGGAACGCGAGAAGGUGACCGUGAGUAAGAAAUCCAUCCAUGACACGAUUGCUGCCAUCAGAUUCAAGGAAGAGAAGUCAAUGCGAGAGAUAACUCACCACUUUGAGAUGUUACGGAGAAAACUGUACAGACGAGAAAACCAGGUGAAAGGCAAAUUAAAGAAUCUUUCAACGGGUAAAGUCAAGAUCCUAGAAAAACAGAAAAAGCAGUUGAGUGAUAUGAUUGGUCGUUGUGAUCGGCUACAUGCUUCCUGUCAAGCUCUGAUCGCCGGCCCAGAUUACGAUAUUCUCCAGCAGAAGGCUCAAAUUCAGAUUGAUUGUCGAGAAACAACAGAAGCAGUCAGUACUUUGGAGGGUAAACCCUGCACUCAAAAUGAUCUUGCAUGCUUACUAGAAUCCAACAUGGCUGACAAGAUUUCAAAUCACGGGGUCAUCAUUGAAGAUGCAGAAAAAGCAAAUACUUCAGAAGGUUGCCAAUCUGGAACCAGCUCACCGCAAGAACCAACGAGUACCGAAGAGAGUGAAGGCCAGGACCCUGAAAAUAUAGAGUGGUUUAGGCUAGACAAUGGCCGGCCACGACGCACUAUCCACUCGGCUAGAUCUCGAAGAAGCAUUCAGCCAGAGGAUGUCAUGGUCCUGGAGAAUGAUGAACCCAGCAUGGAUGGCACAAGAACAGAAGCUCUUGCAGAAGUAAGACCAGCAGCGGCAGGACAGUCUGCAAGUGCUACCACCGCAAACUCUUCUACUUCCAGAACCCAGCAACGUGGAACACGUACCCGUUCCACAAGCCUCAGAGGAAGUCAUCACCGCGAUGCACUGGUGACAGAGGAAGGAGUCCGAACCAUUGGGUGCCACACAUUUUUGCAUCGCUGUGCUACAAGAGACCGACGUUCUUACCCAUACAUGCCACUUCCGUUUUCGGCUGCAUCGAGGGAGAACAACUCAUCAACCACAGAAGAAAGUCCUGAUCUCAGUGAUCUGAGCGACAUGGAAAUUGAGCUCCCCCUUCGAUCAGCUUGGCCCAAUGCGGGCAACUGGGCUGGCCAAGGGAGUCGCGAUGCUGGAACAACAGUCUCACUCUCUGCCAGGGAGAUUUUGUGUGUCAUGCAGGAAUCCGAGGGUGCAGCCUCGAAUGCUAAUAAUGGUAACCAGCUAGAGGGCGCUGCUGCUCAAUCUACUUCAGAAGAACCAUCUCCAACUAGAAGACGGUCACAUCAACACAGCCAGAAAUCCUCAUCUGCGUACUCUAGAGAACUUAAGUGUUCAGUGUUCAAUUGUGCUACAAAAAGCAGUUCAUUUUUCGUCAAAUGCAAGAAAUGUUCACGCGUGUUCUGCCGUGAUUGUGUUUCUGAGUCCGCUAGUGCCAGACGUUGCUAUAAACGUCCACAGGGGCAUAGUUUUGUGUACCUGGCGGGCUCCUCGCAACAGCCAAUUAUUGAUGGUUCACAAAACACUGAAGAUGGAGCAGAUGCUACACAUAACAGCCCUGAUGUUCUUCGUGCUCUGCUUUCUUCAGAAAAUAGUUACAGAUGCAGUCGCUGUGCUGGGAACUCUCAUUCCUGUCAUCGUAAUCACGCUUGUUCAAAAUGUAACUCACGAUCUAGACCUCAACCUAAGUCUUCAAGUGAACCAAGAUCGGAUGGUUCUGGAGAAAGCUCCGGUCAUACCGGGAGCGAUCGCGCUCAAACAUCAACAAGACCCCAAAGUUCAACGCAGAACCGUAGUCAGAGGAAAAGUAUGAGAUCCGAUGAGAGCACGGCAAAACAACCAGUUUCCAACAACGUAAGCUCUAGCAGCUCGAACAGUAGCAUCAGCUCACAUACAGAUUCUGGGCAAGCGAUCGGGGGUAAGAAAUCAACUGGAGAUCAAACAGGGGGAAUGAGUACGUCAAAGUCAGCCAGACACGAUAGAGUAUGGAGAGCUCGUAGAUCAUUAUCGCCAUGUGAAAAUCUUUGUCCAACGUGCUCUGUUAGUAAUGCAGACGAUGCUGUAACGUGUGCUUCUUGCAAUGCUCUGUUGCUUCUGUGACCUCUAUUGUCAAAUAUGCGUAAAAUUCUUUUUGCAAUUUUCAGUUCUCAGAGGUCAUAUCAUCCAAGUUUCAAAUUUGUAGAUAUCAUAUAUGAAAGAAACGGAACGAUGCAAUUUUUAUAAGCUCUUCAAUGCGAUAUUUUUUAGCAUCACUAAUUAUUCCAGUGUACUAUUAUAAUAAGCUAACCUACCUGCUUAUGUGUUUUAAUUUAUCAAUUAUGUGUUCAUAGCACCUGUGAGAGGUACAAAUGCUUCAUCACAUCCAGUCACAAUGUAUUAUUAUAGAGAUUGUUUCACAUGAUGGAAGGUUGCGAUUUGAUUGGAUAAAACAAAUUCUUUAGCAAAUUGGAAAAUAAAGCUCUGUCCAGACUAUCAAAUUUUAUGUGACAAGUUUGUGUGAUGUGCCCAUAUAUGGACAUGAUUAUGUCAUAUUACACCUAAGUAUAGGCAUGUCACAGUUAUUUGAUAGUGUGAAAAGAGGUUUAAAGAAUUGUUAUAGCAACUGGCACUGAAUUUCAGAGAAAUUCUUGAUAAAAUUUCUUGAGAUAUAUCGCCUCGGUAACAAAUUUUCCAGUCUGAUUUGCA
Anneissia japonica is the source of this 3474-nucleotide messenger RNA. RefSeq lists its product as uncharacterized. Gene Ontology annotation, molecular function: zinc ion binding. The record is from RefSeq and is a predicted model, not a curated record. The coding region runs from base 337 to 2889 and encodes 850 amino acids. Lineage: Eukaryota; Metazoa; Echinodermata; Crinoidea; Comatulida; Comatulidae. The transcript is spliced from 14 exons.